Molecule: messenger RNA, 1785 nt
Organism: Lactuca virosa
Lineage: Eukaryota; Viridiplantae; Streptophyta; Magnoliopsida; Asterales; Asteraceae
Source: the annotation of a GenBank genome assembly
AUGGAGUCAGUUGUGUCCAUAAAGCAAACCCAUGAAGGGUUUUGUUCCUUUCAAUGUGUCCAUACAAAAACCUUUAGAAAUCGUAGAGUUAGGGUUCGUAAUUCGGUUGUUUUAGCUACUGGAAUUCAUGGUAAACUGAAUGAUAAAAAUGGGUUUUUGAGUAAAAAGAUUAAAAGGGUGUCGGCCAUUUCAAAGUCGGAAACAUUUACUCCGAAUGGGAAGGCUGUGAAUGGGGAGAAAGCCUUGAAAUUGAACGGGAUUAACGAGGUUAAUACCAGAAGAAACUUGGAGGAGUUUGAGAAUAAUAACCAUCUCAGAAGACUGAUUAGGAAUGGUGAAUUGGAGGAAGGGUUUAAGUAUUUAGAGAACAUGGCUUAUAGAGGUGACAUCCCAGACAUCAUUCCAUGUACGAGUUUGAUUCGAGGGUUUUGCCGAACAGGAAAGACAAGAAAAGCCACUAGGGUUAUGGAGAUUCUUGAAGAAUCCGGAGCUGUACCAGAUGUCAUAACUUACAACGUUUUAAUCAGUGGUUAUUGUAGAGCAGGUGAGAUCGAUAAAGCACUCAACGUGUUUGAUAAAAUGUCUGUAGCACCUGAUGUCGUCACAUACAACACAAUCUUACGUUCUUUAUGCGAUAAAGGAAAACUAGACCAAGCAAUGGUAGUUCUUGAUAGACAGAUGCAGAAGCAAUGCUACCCCGAUGUCAUCACCUACACGAUCUUGAUAGAAGCUGCGUGUAAGAUGAGUGGUGUAGGACAAGCAAUGAAGCUUUUAGAUGAAAUGAAAACAAAAGGUUGUAAGCCGGAUGUGGUGACUUACAAUGUCCUUAUCAAUGGGUUCUGUAAAGAAGGCAGAUUAGAUGAUGCUAUCAAGUUCUUAAACAAUAUGCCAUCUACAGGUUGCCAGCCUAAUGUGGUCACACACAAUAUCAUCUUGCGAAGCAUGUGUAGCAUGGGUAAAUGGAUGGAUGCUGAGAAAUUUGUGGGUGACAUGCUUCGAAAAGGGUGUUCUCCAAGUGUUGUGACUUUCAACAUCUUGAUAAACUUUUUGUGUAGAAGAGGGCUGUUAGGGCGUGCGAUUGACAUCUUAGAGAAGAUGCCUAAACAUGGAUGUACCCCGAACUCUUUGAGUUAUAACCCUUUGUUACAUGGUUUUUGUAAAGAAAAGAAGAUGGAUCGAGCGAUUGAGUAUUUGGAAGUGAUGGUGUCCCGUGGAUGUUAUCCGGAUAUUGUGACUUACAACACUUUGCUCACGGCUUUGUGUAAAGAUGGGAAGGUUGAUUUUGCUGUGGAGAUUCUAAACCAUUUGAGUUUUGAAGGGUGUUCACCUGUUUUGAUUACUUACAACACUGUGAUUGAUGGGUUGUCAAAGAUUGGGAAAACGGGGCGUGCAAUAAUGUUGAUUGAUGAGAUGAAGGAGAAAGGGCUGCAACCAGAUAUAAUCACAUAUUCAUCGGUUGUAAGCGGGUUGAGUAGGGAAGGGAAAGUGGAAGAAGCGAUUAAGUUUGUUUAUGAUUUGGAAAAGUUGGGGGUGAGACCAAAUGUGUUGACUUAUAAUGCGGUGAUGUUGGGGCUUUGUAAGGCUAGAGAGACUGACCGGGCCAUUGACUUUUUGGGGUAUAUGGUUGGAAAGGGGUGUAAGCCUACAGAAGCCACUUAUACCAUUUUGAUAGAAGGUUUGGCUCAUGAAGGCUUAGCUCAGGAAGCUUUGGAGUUGCUUAAUGACUUGUGUUCCAGAGGUGUUGUCAAGAAACGGUCCGCUGACCAGGUGCUCGUCAAGCUUUAG